AUGGGGGGCGGCGGCGGCGGCGGCAACACGCGGGAGCUGGACCAGACGCCGACAUGGGCGGUGGCGUCGGUGUGCGGCGUGAUCGUGAUCAUCUCCAUCCUGCUGGAGAAGGGUCUCCACCACGUGGGCGAGUUCUUCUCCCACCGCAAGAAGAAGGCCAUGGUGGAGGCCCUGGAGAAGGUGAAGGCGGAGCUCAUGGUGCUGGGCUUCAUCUCCCUCCUGCUCGUGUUCGGCCAGAACUACAUCAUCAAGAUCUGCAUCAGCAACCACGCCGCCAACACCAUGCUCCCCUGCAAGCUCAAGGCCGUCGAGGCCGCCGCCGCCGGCCACGGCAAGGAGCCUGCGGAGGCCGGGGGUAAUAAGGGGCACGGCAAGGAGGAGGCCGCCGUCCCUGGCAAGAAGGAGGCCGCCGCCGCCGCCGAGCACCUCGGCGGCGUGCUGGACUGGCCGCCGCCCUACUACGCGCACAACGCGAGGAUGCUGGGGGAGGCGAACAUGAAGACCAAGUGCCCCGAGGGGAAGGUGUCACUCAUCUCCAUCAACGGCCUGCACCAGCUGCACAUCUUCAUCUUCUUCCUCGCCGUCUUCCACGUCUCCUACAGUGCCAUCACCAUGGCGCUCGGCAGGGCCAAGAUACGUGCAUGGAAAGUGUGGGAGAAAGAAGCUGCAGGCCAAGACUACGAGUUCUCCAAUGACCCGACGCGGUUCAGGUUCACCCACGAGACUUCCUUCGUGAGGAACCAUAUGAAUGUGCUCAACAAGUUCCCAGCAUCCUUCUACAUUAGCAACUUCUUCCGGCAGUUCUUCAGAUCCGUGAGGCAGGCAGACUACUCCGCGCUGCGCCACAGCUUUGUCAACGUGCAUCUUGCCCCUGGUAGCAAGUUUGAUUUCCAGAAGUACAUCAAGCGGUCACUGGAGGACGACUUCAAGGUGAUCGUGGGGAUCAGUCCUCCCCUCUGGGCUUCUGCUCUCAUCUUCCUCUUCCUAAAUGUCAAUGGAUGGCACACCAUGCUCUGGAUAUCCAUCAUGCCAGUGGUGAUCAUCCUGUCCGUGGGGACGAAGCUGCAGGGCAUCAUCUGCCGCAUGGCCAUCGACAUCACGGAGCGGCACGCCGUGGUCCAGGGCAUCCCGCUCGUGCAAGUCAGCGACUCCUACUUCUGGUUCUCGAAACCAACCUUCGUGCUCUUCCUCAUCCACUUCACACUCUUCCAGAAUGGCUUCCAGAUCAUCUACUUCCUCUGGAUUCUGUAUGAGUACGGGAUGGACUCGUGCUUCAACGACUCCCAAAGAAUUCGUCUUUGCACGCCUCUGCCUUGGGUGCUGUGCAGCUACGUGACGCUCCCGCUCUACGCGCUCGUCUCCCAGAUGGGCUCCACCAUGAAGCAGUCCAUCUUCGACGAGCAGACCUCCAAGGCCCUCAAGAACUGGCGCGCCGGCGCCAAGAAGAAGCACCCCACCAGCUCCAAGCACGGCGGCGGCGGGGGCUCCCCCACCGCCGGCGGCAGCCCCACCAAGGCCGACGGCGACGCGUAG
Messenger RNA from Miscanthus lutarioriparius, 1533 nucleotides. The record is from the annotation of a GenBank genome assembly. Lineage: Eukaryota; Viridiplantae; Streptophyta; Magnoliopsida; Poales; Poaceae.